Rotaria socialis is the source of this 2301-nucleotide messenger RNA. Lineage: Eukaryota; Metazoa; Rotifera; Eurotatoria; Philodinida; Philodinidae. The record is from the annotation of a GenBank genome assembly.
AUGGCGCUAAUAAAUAGUGUACGGAGCUGGUUUCACACUCAUUAUAAACUCUAUUUUCUAUGUGAAUGUUCACAUGAGCCACAUGAAAUGCAUGUUGCUCCACAUGAGGGCUAUUCAAUUAAAACACCACAAGAAUUCAUUGUUAGAUAUGCACCGUAUUUGAGAACAACAAUUAAAAUUGCACAACUCUUGCUCUCACUUGGUGGUCUUGUCAUUCCACAGCUCGGAAGUGCGUCAACAGCUAUCAAGCAUGUAUUACCAUCAAAAUUCGACAAUGAUCAAUAUUAUGAAGACAUGAAAAAUCAAUUAAAAAUGAUCGACUCCCUAAUCAAUAGAUACGACAAUCAACACAAGCAUCCAGAUACUUCUGUGACUGGCCAACAAAAAUCAAUUGUAGCACCAUUACAAGGUGCAGAUCUACGUGAACUUGAAAGUUAUCUUGAGCGUGUUGAUAAUAAGCGUAGCCUAGGAAACUUAUAUCGAACAGUCACAGUUGAUGGUCAUGUCCGUUGGGUUUGUCUCCAGCACUACGAUGAAAUUAGCUUCAAUAAUGAAAUGCGUAAAUAUAUUAGUGAUUUUGAAGCCAUGGGAGGUAAGUUUGACCUUAAGACCAAAGCUGCAGUGGUAAUUCAAGUGAAAAUUACUGGCAAGAACGUUAAAAUGAUGUGUGAGGCUCUUACAAAAGGUUUUAACAUUGUAGAGUUGAUGCUCCAGGAUUCUUCGAUUUCUGAAGAUGAUCUCAAAACGCUGCUCGAUGUCAUCAUUAACCGUUCUUCCAUCCGUUGCCUACGUAUGACUAAUGUUGGUGUUCGUAAUUUUUUGGGCAUGGUGAAAUAUACCUCUGCAUAUAUGGUGAUAGAAUUCAAUAAUCAACUAUUAAAAGUUCGUCUCUCCGACGUUAAUCAAGAUGCAAAUAUACCGAUACUAACUCAACUGUUGCAACAAAACAAAAUAUAUAAGAAACUAGAUUUUUCUGCAAGUGACUAUCUCUGGUAUGAGGGUAAUUUUCGACGAUGUUUAGAAGAGAACAAAAUACUGACAGGAUUAACUGUAGAGCAUCUCAACAAUAUCGAUAUCAUCAAUUCUAUAUUUCAUUUGAAAACAAACACACUAAAUCAACUAAAACUGAUUGGUUCGUUGUGUAUUCCAUCAACUUUAUCUCAUUUUUGUGAAAUGUUGAAAAACAAUAAAACUCUACAUGAUAUUGAUCUAAUGGAUCUCGCUGACUUUGAAGACGAAACUUUUGUAAUUAAUCUUUUGCGUAUAUUGAGAGAUCACAAAUCAAUCAAAUCACUCAGUCUACAUAUUCAAGGUAUACGACCAUCGGAUCAAAUAGAAAGUCAUCUGAUUAAAUCAUUACAAAGUGAUCAUUUUAUGAGACGUCUCUUCGUACCAACUAUUCCUGAUAAUGCACGAUGGGCACAGAAUGGAGUGACUGUGGCUGGAGGCCAUGGGGAAGGCAGUACCAACAAUAAACUCUGUAGCCCUUAUUUUCUCUGUGUUGUUGAUGAUGAUCAAAUAGGGAUCAUUGCUGACACAUGGAAUCAUCGUAUCAUCCAAUGGAAGUUUGGUAAAAGGAAUGGACAAGUUAUUGCUGGUGGCAAUGGCAACGGAAAUCGAUUAGAUCAAUUGCAUUGUCCAACUGAUAUUUUGAUCGACAAAGAGACGAAUAGUUUCAUUAUUUGUGAUCGAAAUAAUCGACGAGUUGUACGAUGGUCUCGUCAUGAUGGAACAACACGAGGAGAAAUCCUGAUUGAUAGCACCCAUUGUUACGGAUUAGCAAUGGAUGAUCAGAGAUAUCUCUAUGUCUCGGACUUCGAAAAACAUGAAGUAAGACGAUAUCAAUUGGGUGAUAAGAAUGGAAUUCGCAUUGCUGGUGGGAAUGGACGAGGUAAUGAUCUCAAUCAAUUCAACUAUCCGACACAUCUCUUUGUCGAUCGACAACAAAGUGUCUACGUGUCAGACUGGCAUAAUCAUCGUGUAAUGAAAUGGAUUAAAGGUGCCAAAGAAGGAAUUGUUGUCGCUGGAGGUCAAGGCUACGGGAGUGAGCUGACACAAGUGUAUCCUGUAGGGCUCUUUGUCGAUACAUUGGGUACAGUUUAUGUGGCAGAUGAGCAGAACCAUCGAGUAGCACGUUGGCCUCAAGGUGCAAAGCAGGGCACUGUAAUUGUGGGUGGACAUGGUUCAGGAGCAGAAGCAAAUCAAUUUAUCUACCCCAAUGGUUUGUCUUUCGAUUGUCAUAACAAUCUCUAUGUUGUCGAUAAGGAUAAUAAUCGUGUUCAGCGGUUUUCACUUGAAUGA